Molecule: messenger RNA, 1659 nt
Organism: Camelina sativa (false flax)
Lineage: Eukaryota; Viridiplantae; Streptophyta; Magnoliopsida; Brassicales; Brassicaceae
Source: RefSeq, a predicted model, not a curated record
AGCAAAGAGGAUUCGACUGAUAAUAAAGAUACAGAAGAAGAAGAGAAACAAGUAGAAGAAGAUACUGUAAGUAAUACGAACCAAGGGGAGACACCAAUUAUUGAAGAGAAAAAAGUAGAACAAGUGAAACGUGAAGUUAUUGCAAGUGAACCAAAAUAUCAGAAGACACCAACUAGUGAAGAACAGGUGAAGCGUGAGGUUGCUGUUGGUGGCGAAGCUUCGAAGACAACACAUAUUAAAGAGACUGUUUCAGAUCCAGAGAGUAAUAUUCUUGCAACAGAUGAAGAGAGGACUGAUGGUAGUACUUCAACAGCUCACAUCGCCAAGCAAGCUUGUAAUUACGCUAAAGGGAAAUGGGUUGUGGACAAUCACCGUCCUUUGUAUUCGGGAUCUCAAUGCAAACAGUGGCUUGCUUCUAUGUGGGCAUGUAGGUUGAUGCAACGUACAGACUUUGCCUUUGAAAGGUUAAGGUGGCAACCUAAAGAUUGCUCUAUGGAAGAAUUUGAGGGUUCCAGAUUCUUGAGAAGGAUGAAGAACAAAACCCUAGCCUUUGUUGGAGACUCAUUGGGAAGACAACAGUUUCAGUCCAUGAUGUGUAUGAUCACGGGAGGCAAAGAGAGGCGCGAUGUCCUUGACGUAGGACCAGAAUUUGGGUUCAUAACUCCCGAAGGUGGAGCUCGUCCUGGUGGCUGGGCUUACAGAUUCCCAGAAACAAACACAACGGUCCUAUACCACUGGUCAUCUACACUCUGCGACAUAGAACCAAUCAAUAUCACUGACCCUGCAACUGAACACGCUAUGCAUCUCGAUCGCCCACCAGCGUUCUUACGCCAGUACCUUCAUAAGAUCGACGUGUUGGUAAUGAACACAGGUCACCAUUGGAACCGAGGGAAGCUCAACGGUAACAGAUGGGUGAUGCAUGUUAAUGGCGUUCCAAACACUAACAAGAAGCUAGCUGCUCUUGGGAAUGCCAAGAACUUCACAAUCCACAGUACUGUUAGCUGGGUUAACUCGCAGCUACCUCUCCAUCCUGGUCUUAAGGCAUUCUACAGAAGCCUUUCGCCCAGACAUUUUGUGGGCGGGGAAUGGAACACCGGAGGAAGUUGCAAUAAUACAACCCCAAUGUCUAUCGGAAAAGAAGUUUUGCAAGAGGAGUCGAGCGAUUACAGCGCGGGUCGUUCAGUUAAAGGUACAGGGGUUAAGCUUUUGGACAUAACAGCCUUAUCUAAUAUUAGAGACGAAGGUCACAUAUCACGGUUCAGUAUCUCGGCUUCACGGGGAGUUCAGGAUUGCCUCCAUUGGUGCUUGCCCGGUGUUCCUGAUACCUGGAAUGAAAUCCUUUUUGCGAUGAUCUAAGUUUUCAAGUUACAGCUGUUGCAUCAAUCAGCAGAAAUGUUCAGAGAAAGGGCUUGAGCCAAACCAAAGCUUAGCCUUUUGAUAGCUUUCUACAACACACAUUGUAGUUUUAGCGGCUUGAGGUGUAAGUUAGUAUAUUUUUUUAUUAUGGUACAAAAGCAAAGCUCUGGCUAUUAUAGACCUUUGUCGUAUGCGUUUGCAAAACGCUAACCAUACCGGGAAUUUUGUUCCGACCAUAUUUGCGGAACAGAUCCUAACUCCUUAACAUUGUCUUGAAGUCAAUUAAAAGAAAUUUUAGAGUUA